CCUGAUGUUCGCCCACCGGCCCAGAUCCUGGCGGGAACUACCUGUGCGACUGGCUGAUUUUGGAGUCCUGCAUCGGGCUGAGGCCUCUGGCAGUCUGGGAGGACUAACCCGGCUAUGGCGUUUCCAGCAGGAUGAUGCUCACAUAUUCUGUGCACCAGAUCAGCUGGAAGCAGAGAUCCGAGGCUGUCUUGAUUUCAUCCGUUCUGUUUAUGCUGUCCUUGGCUUUUCCUUCCGCCUGGCUUUAUCCACCCGGCCAUCUGGCUUCCUAGGGGAACCUUGCCUAUGGGACCAGGCUGAACAGGUCCUUCAACAGGCCUUGGAGGAAUUUGGAGAACCCUGGGACCUUAACCCUGGAGAUGGUGCUUUCUAUGGACCUAAGAUUGAUGUGCACCUCCGUGAUGCCCUUGGUCGGCCCCAUCAAUGUGGGACAAUACAGCUUGAUUUCCAGCUACCACUGAGAUUCAACCUGCAGUACAAGGGGCAGGCAGGGGCCCUGGAGUGUCCAGUUCUCAUUCACCGAGCAGUGCUUGGUUCUGUGGAAAGGCUGUUGGGAGUGCUGGCAGAAAACUGUGGGGGAAAAUGGCCACUGUGGCUGUCUCCAUUCCAGGUGGUGGUGAUCCCUGUGAGGACAGAGCAAGAGGCCUAUGCCAGGCAGGUACAACAGUGCCUCCAGGCUGUAGGACUAGUCAGUGACCUAGAUGCUGACUCUGGACUGACCCUCAGCCGGAGAGUCCGCCGGGCCCAGCUUGCACACUACAACUUUCAGUUUGUGGUGGGCCAGAAAGAGCAGAGCAAGAGAACAGUAAACAUACGCACUCGAGACAAUCAACAACUUGGGGAGCGAGACCUGACUGAGGCUGUGCAGAGACUGCUAGAGCUACAGAACGCCAGGAUCCCCAAUGCUGAAGAAAGUUUCUGAGUUUCCGUACAUAGAUGAGGCAUAGACUCAGGAGAGCCGUCAGUCUUUCUUACCACAGAGACCCCCAACCCAGGUGCCAGCCAGAAUUUCCCAGACUCCUCAGAGCUGUGUUUCUGCUGUCCUGAAAGUAUACUUGUUUGGGGGCUCCCCACAGGAAGGAAAAUUGUACUGUUUGGCUAUAAGGAGAAUGAUAUGAAAAAUAAACUUGAAGCUGUUGGA
Molecule: messenger RNA, 1138 nt
Organism: Nannospalax galili (Upper Galilee mountains blind mole rat)
Lineage: Eukaryota; Metazoa; Chordata; Mammalia; Rodentia; Spalacidae
Product: threonine--tRNA ligase, mitochondrial
Biological process (GO): threonyl-tRNA aminoacylation
Cellular component (GO): cytoplasm; mitochondrion
Molecular function (GO): ATP binding; threonine-tRNA ligase activity
Source: RefSeq, a predicted model, not a curated record